CUACUAGACGAUCCUGAUAGAUUUCCAGAUGGUGGUUUCGAAGCCUAUAGAGUUCUCUUGGGAUCGUUUCUAGGCUUGACUGGAGUAUUGGCUUUUGUAAAUAGUGCUGGAGCUAUAGAGAACUACAUACUGAAGAAUAUUCUUCCAGAUACGCCAGUUUCUACUAUAGGGUGGAUAUUUUCCAUCUACAACUUCUGUGGAUUUGGUAUGACUUUGAUCUCUGGACCUGUCUUUGACAAGAUCGGAUGUCGGAUACCUCUUGUAUUCGGUACAGUGUUAAUGACCGUUGGAUUUAUGUGUGCUUCUUUGGCGACAGAGGUGUACCAGUUCGUCCUUGCCUAUGGCAUCUGCGCUGGGAUAGGCACAGCUUUUACGUUUGGACCAUUUGUAGGAGUCUUGACGCAUUACUUUCUCAAAAAGAGAGCCUUGGCUAUCGGAUCCGCCUAUAUAGGGGGUGCAAUAGGUGGUGCAUGUUUCCCCGUAAUGUUCAGAUCAUUGCUCCCGAUGUUCGGCUUUGGUUGGUCGAUCAGAAUCGGAGCUUUCAUCUGCUUAGCAUUGCUCACAGUAGGAACUGCUUUGGUCAAAGAUAGGCACAAGGAAUUCAGCAGUAUAGACCCUAAUAGUAACGAAAGUGUAGUCAAGGAAAUCUUCCGGUCUAUCGACUUUUCCAUCUUCAAGAAUCGAGUCUAUACUUGUCUAGUUCUAGCCUUAUUGGGUAAUGGUUUUGCAUUCUUGAUCACUAUGACGUACUUGCCAUCUUAUGCAACCACAUUUGGCUACUCUCAAUCAGACUCAUACCUCUUGUUGGUGGUGUUCAACUCUUUUUCGAUUCCGGGAAGAAUCAUACCCUCUUAUUUUGCUGACCAUUACGGCCGUUUUAAUGCCAUCUGUUGUAUUAGCUCGAUAUCCACUUUGGCAUUUUGUCUCAUCUGGCUCAACCGGCCAGCUGGACACACUUUGACUGGGUUAUUUGUAUUUGCAGGGUGCUUUGGAUUCAGUUCUGGUUCCAUUUUGUCGCUUACACCAGCUCUGAUAGGUCAAGUAUUCAAAGUAGAGGAAAUCGGUAAGGGUAUAGGAACUGCUUUUUUUGUUCUCUCCUUCGGAGACUUGAUAGGUAUUCCGAUUGGUGGAGCUAUAACUAAUCCUAAAACAAGAGAUUCUUUUGAUUAUCUUGUACUUUUUGUUACUUUAUGUUCGGUUGGUGGAACAGUUGGUUCAUUUGGCGCUCGAUACCUCUAUGCUGGAGUCAAGAUGGCUCGUGUAUAA
Molecule: messenger RNA, 1266 nt
Organism: Scheffersomyces stipitis CBS 6054
Lineage: Eukaryota; Fungi; Ascomycota; Pichiomycetes; Serinales; Debaryomycetaceae
Gene: MCH4.3
Exons: 1
Biological process (GO): transmembrane transport
Cellular component (GO): fungal-type vacuole membrane
Molecular function (GO): transmembrane transporter activity
Source: RefSeq, a predicted model, not a curated record